Messenger RNA from Peromyscus leucopus (white-footed mouse), 2250 nucleotides. RefSeq names its product ribosomal protein S6 kinase like 1 (gene Rps6kl1). The record is from RefSeq and is a predicted model, not a curated record. Gene Ontology annotation, biological process: protein phosphorylation. Lineage: Eukaryota; Metazoa; Chordata; Mammalia; Rodentia; Cricetidae. Gene Ontology annotation, molecular function: ATP binding; protein kinase activity.
AUGAGCCUGGUAGCCUGUGAAUGUCCACCUGGCCCAGCCGAGCCGGAGCCCUGUUCCCGAGCACGGUCCCAGGCCUGCAUGUACCUGGAACAGAUCCGUAACCGGGUAGCUGCAGGGACCCCAGUGACCAAACGUGACUACCUGGUAGAUGCAGCUACACAGAUCCGCCUGGCGCUGGAGCGAGAUGUUAGUGAGGACUAUGAGGCGGCCUUCAACCACUACCAGAACGGUGUGGAUGUGCUACUCCGUGGCGUACAUGUUGACCCCAACAAGGAGAGAUGCGAAGCUGUGAAGUUGAAAAUUGCCAAGUACCUCCGGAGGGCAGAGGAGAUCUUUAACUGCCACCUGCAGCGGACGCUGGGCAGCGGAGCCAGCCCUGACACGGGCUUCAGCAGCCUGAGGCUCCGGCCCAUCCGCACACUGAGCUCUGCUCUGGAACAGCUGAGGGGAUGCAGGGUGAUUGGGAUCAUCGAGAAGGUGCAGUUGGUCCAGGACCCAGCAACGGGAGGAACCUUUGUUGUGAAGGGCCUUCCCAGGUGCCACAUGGGAAGCCAGGAGCGGCUGACGAUCAUCCCACAUGGAGUGCCCUACAUGACAAAGUUGCUGCGAUACUUUGUGAGUGAGGACUCCAUCUUCUUGCACCUGGAGCAUGUGCAAGGAGGCACUCUUUGGUCACAUCUACUCUCCCAGGCCCACUUUCAAUAUUCUGGGCUCAAGCCUGGCUCUGCCCGGGAGAAGUCAAAAGUCCAGCUCAACACCCACCUCUGCCUCAUGACCCCUGCAAAGCUCCCACCGGGCCGCAGCUUGGAGCAGGACAGGUUCCCAGUGGAGCCUCCGUGGACUUCUCGGAGCCUUCCCCCAGCCAAGGAGAUGCCAUCCCCCCGAGACCUCCAGAAAGAGGCUGACAGUGAGCCCUCAGCCAGGAUCGGUCCUCUCUGCUCUUCGGACCUCACAGAAGCCCCGUGGGGCCACGUGCGCAGUCAAAUCAGGCGAGCCGGCCAGAGUUCGAACCCUGCACCCAACCGGAGGCUCCACUGGGUCCGGGAAGGGGCUGACCGGGUGCUAGGGGCCUAUGGCCGAGGCAGAGGUCAGAAGCCGCCAUGCAACAGGGCCAGCCCGGGGUGUGGGAGAGCUGUCUGGAGCCCGAGGGAGGAACAGGUGAAGCAGUGGGCCGCGGAGAUGCUGGUGGCACUGGAGGCCCUGCAUGAGCAAGGGGUGCUGUGCCGGGACCUCAACCCACAGAACCUGCUUCUGGACCAGGCAGGUCACAUCCGACUCACAUAUUUCGGCCAGUGGUCCGAAGUGGAGCCCCAGUGCAGCCAGGAGGCUGUGGACCGCCUGUACAGUGCUCCAGGUCGGGGCAUUGCUGAGCUGACUGAAGCCUGUGACUGGUGGAGUUAUGGGUCACUUCUGUAUGAACUGCUCACAGGAACAGCACUGUCCCAGAGCCACCCCUCAGGAUUCCAGGCCCACACCCAACUUCAGCUGCCUGAGUGGCUCAGUCGCCCAGCAGCUUCUCUGCUGACCGAGCUGCUGCAGUUCGAUCCCCAGCGGCGUCUAGGUGCUGGAGGUGGCGGCACCAGCCAACUCAAGUCCCACCCCUUUUUCAGUAGUAUCCAGUGGAGCCGACUAAUGGGGUGAGGGGUGGGUAAGUGGACAAAGCAGCUGGCCUGGUUCCUGACUGUCUGCCAUCUGGGCUGGCCCCUCAUCAGUGGACCUCAGGGGACGAAGGUGGUUUCCUGCUUGGGCCUCAGAAGACGGCCUGUCCUAAAGAGCCGGCUCUGUACAAGCUGUUGGAGGGGCAGCGAGGUGCGGCCUGCUGAGCAACCUAUACUCGACAGUCGACAGACUCCUUGUACCCUUAGCUGGGACCCAUCACGUUCAAGGGUGCCUCCUGUUGCUCUAGCUCCAAACUACUCAACACCCGCUGAGCCAAGUGAGAAUCUGGUGGCACUGCCAUGUUGUAGGACAUCCCAGGACACUGAACCUGUGGCUCAGCAGACCCAAACCAAGACUGUCCUGGGUCCAUCCCAGUGAGCUGCUUCUCCCAGAGGAUGCUUGUUCCACAGGGGUCGGGCCACUCGGAAGUAGGUUUUCUGUAGGGUGAAAUGGAGAGAGGUGGGGGAAGUCCGGCCCACCGACUUUGGAGAAUAAAUUAAGAAGAGAAGCCAACAGGGUUAAGAGUGGGUAAGAAUACGGCUUCACCACGUAGACUGCGUUUGAAAAUAGAAUAAAGAGCUUUAUUCUCUG